Molecule: messenger RNA, 1503 nt
Organism: Erythranthe guttata (spotted monkey flower)
Lineage: Eukaryota; Viridiplantae; Streptophyta; Magnoliopsida; Lamiales; Phrymaceae
Source: RefSeq, a predicted model, not a curated record
AUGGCACUUGAAAUGCAGAAAAAAAUCAAGAAAUAUUGGGAAAGUCUUGAUAACCUGAAUUUUCUUGUUUAUUCUGCCACUGUAUUGGAUCCACGCUAUAAAUUGAGGUUUGUGAGGUUUUGUCUUAAUCAAGUUUAUGAGAAUAACACUACAUCGGCUAAUGUUAUGGAAGAGCAGGUGAAGAAAUUGUUGAUUCGCUUGUACGAGUAUUAUCAAAAUUGUUCUCCCUGUCAAAAUUCUCAAAGUGGGGCUGCUAUAUCACGUCAGGCUCCAAUUGAAGUGAUGGACAUGGCUGAUGAUGUCGAGUCACCUUUUAUACUUACGACCUACCUAGGACUGAGGAUCUUAAUUGGAUUGCCUUCCUUGUUUGUGCUUCUGAUCAUUAAAUUUCGAAAAAGGCAUUUGUCAUUGUUUAGUACAAUAGAAGCGUUCCUGCAAAGUAACACAAGUCUCACAACAAUUCGAUAUUCCUACUCAGACAUAAGAAAAAUGACAAGAGGUUUUCGUGAAAAACUAGGCGAAGGGGGUUAUGGUUCGGUUUACAAAGGGAAACUUCGAAGCGGCCAUGAUGUAGCCGUCAAACUACGCAACAAGACUAGAGCAAAUGGGCAAGAAUUCAUCAAUGAAGUUGCAACGAUUGGAAGGAUCCAUCAUGUAAAUGUGGUUAAACUUGUCGGAUAUUGUGCAGAAAGAUCCAAACGCGCCCUUGUCUAUGACUUCAUGCCUAACGGCUCCCUCGAGAAGUACUUAUUUAGCAAAGAGACAAGUAAUUGGCUUAGCUUGGCGAGGAAGUUUGAGAUUGCAGUUGGAGUUGCUCGUGGAAUUGAAUAUUUGCACAUAGGAUGUAACAUCCAAAUCCUACAUUUCGACAUAAAGCCUCACAACAUACUUCUAGAUGAUAAUUUCACACCCAAAAUCUCCGAUUUUGGACUCGCAAAGUCUUAUUCAACGGAGAAUACAGCGGUGACUCUCACUGCAGUUAGGGGAACAAUAGGGUAUGUGGCUCCUGAACUAAUGAAUAGAAGCAUUGGCCGUGUUUCUUACAAGGCCGAUGUUUAUAGCUUUGGAAUGUUAUUGAUGGAAAUGUUAGGGCUAAAUAGAGGUACGAGGCAUAAUGACAACAAAUCUAGCCAAUAUUUCCCAUAUUGGAUUUAUGAUCACUUGAAUGAAGGCAACGACAUCGAAAUUGGAAAUGCCGAUAAAAAUGACUAUGACGAUGAUGACGAUGACGACGACAAUGCAAGAAAAAUGAGAAGAAAGAUGACAAUAGUUGGAUUGUGGUGCAUACAAAUGAGCCCAACUGAUCGCCCGUCAAUGAGUGAAGUUUUAAAAAUGCUCCAAGGGGAAAUCGAAAAUUUGCAAAUUCCUCCUCAACCUUCCCAGUUACCUGAUAUUGAAUACUUCAAUGAUCAAAAUUGGGACACAGAGUCAACUGGUUCUAUGGCCUUGUUGAAUGACCAUCUCAACAAAAAGUUUAACCGAUUAGUGAAAUGUAUUAUUUAA